This is a messenger RNA of Closterium sp. NIES-65, 639 nucleotides long. NCBI's taxonomy places the organism in Eukaryota, Viridiplantae, Streptophyta, Zygnematophyceae, Desmidiales, Closteriaceae. The record is from the annotation of a GenBank genome assembly.
AUGGCUACCCCCAGUGUCCUUACCUUUGAUGCUGAGGGUCGUGCUGUUGACUUUGAGGUCUGGGUCGAUGACCUCCAGCUGGGUGUUCCCCCUCCCCCCUCGUGCCCUCUGUUGCUUCUGCUGCUGCGGCCGACCUCGUUGGUUUCGAGUUGGUCGGCGCCGCGUCUGCCCCUAGCGAGAGACGCCGCACCGACAAGGGCAAGGGGGGCAAGGGCUUUGGAGGGGCUGGCGGGGGCGGUGGAGGUGGUGGUGGAGGCAGUGGAGGGGGUGGGGGUGGUGGUGGGAGUGGUGGCGGGGGUUAAGGUGACAGUGGCAGCAGUGGAGGCGGAGGAGGCGGCGGCGGUGGCGGAUGGAGCGGAGGCGGCGGAGGUGGCGGAGGCAGCGGAGGUGGCGGAGGCUGCGGCGGCAGCGGUGGAGCUGGUCGCGGCGCUACGCAGAGGAGUGGUUCCGGUGGUGGUCUGCGCCAGCAGCAGCAGCGCGCUCGUGAGACCCCGUCCCCUCAGCAGCUUCGUGAGUGGUACGCUGGGCGUCAGCGAGGUGGGGGUACUGGUCCCUGCACCUACGUCCUCCGUACAGGCGACCGUGCUGGUGAGCAGUGCGGGGGCCCGCACUCCACCCAGCGCUGCUUCGGCCGCCUGA